AUGAUCCGCUUCAUCCUCGUCCAGAAUCGUCAAGGAAAGACGCGCCUGUCCAAAUUCUACGUUCCAUACGACGACGAUGAGAAGAUUCGCCUACGAGGAGAGGUGCAUCGCCUGAUCGCACCCAGAGACCAAAAGUAUCAGAGCAACUUUGUCGAGUUCCGAAACUACAAACUGGUAUAUCGACGCUAUGCAGGUCUGUUCUUCUGCGUAUGCGUAGAUGCAAACGACAACGAGCUGGCCUACCUCGAAGCGAUACACUUGUUUGUCGAGGUACUAGACGCGUUCUUUGGCAAUGUAUGCGAGCUCGAUCUCGUCUUCAAUUUCUACAAGGUCUACGCUAUCCUCGACGAAGUAUUCUUGGCGGGAGAGAUCGAGGAGACUUCGAAACAUGUUGUGCUGGCACGGCUGGAUCAGUUGGAGAAACUCGAUUGA
Molecule: messenger RNA, 432 nt
Organism: Sporisorium graminicola
Lineage: Eukaryota; Fungi; Basidiomycota; Ustilaginomycetes; Ustilaginales; Ustilaginaceae
Exons: 4
Coding region: 1-432 (143 amino acids)
Biological process (GO): protein transport; clathrin-dependent endocytosis
Cellular component (GO): AP-2 adaptor complex; intracellular membrane-bounded organelle
Molecular function (GO): clathrin-cargo adaptor activity
Source: RefSeq, a predicted model, not a curated record